GUGAAUGAAGUUGUGGAUUUUGAUGGUGAUGUGAUGGUAAAUCAGAAGUCUGGUAUGUUGAAUUCUCCUAUUUAUAUUGAGGAACAACCUGAGUUGGUUCGCUCUGGGGCUUCUCAAGCUACUCAAGUGAAUGUUGUACCAAAGAAUCAAGUAUUUUCAAAAGUUGAUGUUAUGACAGAGACAAUGCAUGUGGAGCUAGAGAGGAAUUUGAAUGAGGUAGUUGCUGAAGUCAAGGCCUUAAAUAAUGAAGAGGUAAUUUCUUCUUCUCCUAUCAUUUUGUUAAAUAAUAAUGCUGAUGUUGUUAUUAAUAAGGAGAAUGAAUGUAUUGAUAUUGAGAUUUUGGGGGCUAUGGAUUCUUCUAUUAUGAAGUGUGAAAGGGAGAAUAAUGUG
Molecule: messenger RNA, 390 nt
Organism: Ilex paraguariensis (yerba mate)
Lineage: Eukaryota; Viridiplantae; Streptophyta; Magnoliopsida; Aquifoliales; Aquifoliaceae
Source: the annotation of a GenBank genome assembly